This is a messenger RNA of Olea europaea var. sylvestris, 891 nucleotides long. RefSeq lists its product as uncharacterized. NCBI's taxonomy places the organism in Eukaryota, Viridiplantae, Streptophyta, Magnoliopsida, Lamiales, Oleaceae. The record is from RefSeq and is a predicted model, not a curated record. The transcript is spliced from 5 exons. Bases 1 to 891 code for a protein of 296 amino acids.
AUGGCAUUUAAGAUGCAGCAUGGGUUGUAUGAGUGGAUGGUCAUGCCUUUUGAACUAUCAAUUGUGUCUAGCAUCUUCAUGAUUCAAGAGGGGGCACCCAGUAGCUUUUUUAGUGAGAAGUUAUCAGGAUCAAAGAAGAAUUAUCCUGCCUAUGACUUGGAGUUAUAUGUCAUAGUUCAGUCUCUGAAGCAUUGGCAUUAUUACCCGGUACAGAGGGAGUUCAUUCUUGUUACUGAUCAUGAGGCCCUGAAUAUAUCAAUGGAGUUCACAUUUGCACUAAGGCACCAAGUUGGGAAUCUGAAUCGUGUCGCAGAUACAUUCAGCCAUCACACAUUACUCUUCACCACCAUGAGCACUAGAAUUGUAGGAUUUGAGGCAUUCCCUGAUAUGUAUACUAUAGAUCCUUCUUUCGGGAAAAUAAUUCAAGAGAUUAUUAGUGAACUUCAUAAUAAGGGACACUUUGGACGAGAAAAUACAUUGGCUUUGAUCUCUUCUGACUAUUAUUGGCCCAAAUUAAGUAGUGACGUAGCGCAUUAUGUAGGGUGUUGUUAUGUGUGUCAACGGUCCAAAGAAGCUCUCACUAAUGCGGGACUGUACACUCCUUUACCUAUACCUAAAGCCCCUUGGAUUGAUGUCAGUAUGAAUUUUGUAUUGGACUUACCCCGUACCCAGGGGGCGAUGGAUUUUAUUUUUGUCGUGGUUGACAGGUUUUUCAAGAUGGCUCAUUUUAUAGCUUAUCGGGAAACUAUGGAUGUUAUCUGGAUCGCCCAUCUUUAUUUCAGGGAGAUUGUCCUGCAGAAGAUCAAUGAUGAUGCCUACAGACUGCGUCUCCCCAGCCAUUUGAAGACUUCUAGUGAAGCACCUAAGUCCUUGUUUUGUGGGUUCCAAUGA